AUGCAUGACGAAACCCAAUCCGUCCUCAAUCGCAAGAAAUCAAAACUCAUAUAUAUUCUGGAUAUCUCCGUCUUAAACGACUACGACCUGUUUCCGACAUGGAUAUCCGUGCCAUAUCUCACGAAUCGCGUUUAUUCGCUAUGGGGGCGCCUCGGAUUCCACUGGAGCUUCUAUGCCCUGCUUGAACGCUUUCUCCGCUAUGGGCCCGUGGACGAAAAGAAGAAAAAGCCCAAUCCGGAUCUUAUCGGGAAUCAAAUUUCCGACGAAAUCGAAUACCCCCUUUUUAGAAGGGAGAGUUUGAAUUUCGACGAUCGCGAUAUAACCGUCGAGAUCCUUACUCUUGAUUUCCAGUCAGCCGAGCCUAUGCUUCCAUUUCCCCCAGACAAUAUUAGCUACAACGCAUGGCAAGGUCAACAUUUCCGCGACUUGAUCUUUGACGAAACCGAUAAUCCGAUCGAGCUCGAGAGGUAUCGGACGCGACCAGAGUGGCUCGCGAAAUAUCUUUUGUCGCAGAUUCAUGGUCUUCUGACUAUGUCUUACCACUUUGCGUCGUAUGGGAAAAUUCUCUAUGAGCGGGUUGGAACCAUCCGUAUCCUCUCGCCAGAAGGAGUGACUGAAAUCGACCUCGCCACUGAACUAGCUGCGCUACGCUUUACUAACCAGCAAGACACCUUUGGCGAUGUGUGGCAUACAGACCGCCUUUCUACGUUCUGGAAGUGGAAAAAGCAGACGCUGGUUCGUAGACAGGAGCUAGGCUUUCCGGUUUUGUGGCCUCAGGAUCCGGAAUUGGAAGGUUUGAUGUGA
Molecule: messenger RNA, 804 nt
Organism: Penicillium lagena
Lineage: Eukaryota; Fungi; Ascomycota; Eurotiomycetes; Eurotiales; Aspergillaceae
Exons: 2
Coding region: 1-804 (267 amino acids)
Source: RefSeq, a predicted model, not a curated record